Molecule: messenger RNA, 1638 nt
Organism: Chelmon rostratus (copperband butterflyfish)
Lineage: Eukaryota; Metazoa; Chordata; Actinopteri; Chaetodontiformes; Chaetodontidae
Gene: fance
Product: FA complementation group E
Exons: 10
Coding region: 52-1602 (516 amino acids)
Biological process (GO): interstrand cross-link repair
Cellular component (GO): Fanconi anaemia nuclear complex
Source: RefSeq, a predicted model, not a curated record
CAAACCUGGCGGGUUGGUGGGCGGGCAUGAUGUCAAACUUAACCUGGGAGAAUGGACACUGGUAACUUGAUGUCUCUGAGUCGGUUUGACGGGCAGUCGAAGCUGCUGGUCCGGUCGCUUCUGUGUGGAGCCUCCGGUGCCAACAGAGCUCUGGGCGUCUUCCACAAGCAGCAGCGGGCCAACCCCGGAAAGUCGCUGUCUAACUUCAUAGAAACGCUGUGCCAAGACGAAAUAACUUGUCCCGAGACUGAAACACAGCCAUUAACAGUUAAACCCCUGGUGUGCCUGUUUCCUGCAUUAUUCAAAGAAAACCUGCUGUCCUUCAUCUAUCUGGUCUACCCAGCUCUUCCUCAGACCACUGUCCUCCAUCUGCUCAAAUGCCUAAGCCAGGAUCCUCAUCCAAGCCCCUGGGUCUCUGCUCUGGUCAGACUGCUGGAAAGAAACUUGGGGUCCCACAAUGAGGAGCCUCUCUACACUCCGCUGUGCAGCCAGAGACUCAAGGAGCUGUCGCAGCGUUUGGUUGGUUUUGGUGAAGCGGGAGGAUGGGCCAAGUGCUUCAGCGGUCAAACUGUAGAACCUGGGUCUCAGAGUACAUCUGCUUUAUCAGAGCUGGGGACACAGAGGAAGAGGAAGGGCAGCUUCAUCACUUUGGACUCAGAUGGCGAGGAAACUGGACAGCAACAUAAAAGGAUAAAGCUGGAUGUCUGUGGUAGUGAGCGCCUCGAUGCUGAAGAACAGAACGCCAAAGAAGAGAUAUCAGGAAGAUUAGAAAGUGAUGCUCCAGGAGAGACUCCUGCUGCUGAAGAACUGCAGCCAGCACCGGGCCGUCCGUGUGAUGUCCUGCCUGAGCAUAUAAAGGUCUCUAUUCUUCAUAUAAAGGAAUUACUUGAAAGUCAGACAGAGUGGGACCAGAACUCCAUGGAUGUGUUCAAAGUGCUGAACGAGUGUGAGCCUGGCCAAGUGGAGGUGUUAUGCAGCAUGCUGAGUUUGCCUGACUUGCCGGAGCAGACUCUGCCUAAACUGUGCAGCAGUAUUUUGGCUCCCUCUCCUGACCUCAGCUACAGCACAGCAACAACACUCAUCAAGAGCCUCCUGCUGGAAAAGGUGCUGUCUCUGUCAGAACCAGCCUCCAGAUGUCUAGUCACUGCCGUGACAUCGCUGUGCAGCCGCUGUCCCAGACCAAUGUGCCACGCUCUAAUUGGACCAGUUCUAGAGAAAAAGAACAUAGGGAAUCCACAGGCUGAGCUGCUGAACAGACUGAUAGAAGGCUGCCUGGAUUCCCAUUACAGACUACUGGUGCUUCAAAUGACAUUAAAAACAACAUGGAGUGAGGCAGUGCUUUCCAUUAUCCACAGCUUGCUAGACUCCAAGCUCGACUUGAGCGAAGAACUGUUUAAACAGUUCACCGAGCAGCUCGUGAGCCAGGGUCCUCAAUUCACAAAGUCUGUGAAGUUUGCAAAAAUGAUGCUGACAGUCCUCACCAAAUAUAGCAGUUAUGUGACUGCUGCCCACAAACACUCCUUGAACGGUUGCCUGGUGUUAAAUGAGACAUUCCUGAAAAGGUCUCUUCAAGCUGCUUUGAAAAGAAACACACACUCAUGACGUUUCUUCUGACCUAAUGAGCAUUAAUAAACCUGU